AUGUAUGGAGGUUUUGGUUUUGGGGAAAAGAAUGAAGAAGAGGCUUCCCUUUUGGAUUUUGCUAGAGCUUUUGGAUUGUGGGUAGCAAAUUCAGGCUUCCCGGAGAAGAAGGAGCACCUUAUUACCAUUCGUAGUUCGGUGUCCAAGACUCAGAUAGACUUUUUACUCCUUAGGAAGGUUGAUAGAGCACUUUGUAAAGACUGUAAAGUCAUACCUAGCGAGAUUCUUUUGAGCCAACAUAAGCUUUUGGUGACGGAAUUGGUAAUCAAAAAAGACAAAAAUAAGAAGGUAGUGGAGGAUCGACUCAAGAUUAAGUGGGGUAGUUUGACUUUGGCCAGUGCGUUAGAAAUAGAAGAGAAGUUGAUGACUCGGGGGGCUUGGGAAAGUAGAGGGGAUGUGGAUAAGAAGAAAGGCAGGGAUAGAAAGUUGUAUAGGCUAGCUAAGGCUAGGGAACGGAAGGUGAGUGACCUUGACCAAGUGAAGUUCAUCAACGGGAAGGAUGGUAAAGUGUUGGCAGAGAAUGCCCUCACUAGGAAGAGGCGUAUCAAGGUGGACGAGGUCAAGGGAACUUUUCACAGGAUGCAUAGGGGCAUGGAAACUAGGCUAGAUGAGAUUCCAAUAGACUGUUGGAAGAGCACUGGUGGGGCAGGUUUGGAGUGGCUAACAAGAUUGUUUAACAUCAUUUUUAGGGUGACAGGUACUCGAAGCGUGGAGAUCGAGUAUGAUGGUUUCACUAUGUAA
Messenger RNA from Capsicum annuum, 741 nucleotides. RefSeq lists its product as uncharacterized. The transcript is spliced from 3 exons. Gene Ontology annotation, biological process: chromatin remodeling. The record is from RefSeq and is a predicted model, not a curated record. NCBI's taxonomy places the organism in Eukaryota, Viridiplantae, Streptophyta, Magnoliopsida, Solanales, Solanaceae. Gene Ontology annotation, cellular component: nucleus. Bases 1 to 741 code for a protein of 246 amino acids.